ACCCUAAUUUUUCAUAUGAUAAUAUUGCAAUUGCACCAUUGCUACCUGCCACCCCGGAGGAAUCGCGGACGACCCAGGAUGAAGGGGCUCUUCAAGUCCAAACCCCGUACGCCGGCCGAGCUCGUCCAGCUCACGCGCGAACUCCUCAUCUACGCCCAAACCAACACCGAGACCCGCCAACGCAAGCGCGCCGGGAAGAUGGCUAUACUUGCUAAUCUUAUUUUGGAGAUGAGAACAACCCUUUUUGGAAAUGGGCAAGCAGAGCCUAGUGCAGAAGCCUGUGCCCAAGUGACUCUGGAGUUCUUUAACAAUGAUACGUUUCGGCUCCUAAUCAACUGCCUUCCAAAAUUGGAUUUAGGGGCCCGCCAGGAUGCUACUCAUGUCAUUGCAAAUUUGCAAAGACAACGCGUGAAUUCAAAGCUAAUUGCUUCUGAGUAUAUGGAAAAUAAUUUUGAGAUUUUGGAUAUUUUGAUACUUGGUUAUGAAGAUAAUGAUAUUGCUCUAACUUAUGGUGCUAUUACAAGGGAGUGCAUCCGUCAUCAGAGCGUUGCUAAGUACGUGCUGGAAUCAGAUCACAUGAAGAAAUUUUUUGAUUAUUUACAGAUUCCAAAUUUUGAGAUAGUAUCUGAUGUUCAGGCAACCUUUAAAGAACUUAUGACAAGGCAUAAAUCUACUGUGGCUGAAUUCCUUUCUAAAAAUUUUGAUUGGUUUUUUGAGGAAUACAAUUCAAAACUGCUGGAGUCUUCGAGUUACAUCACCAGACGGCAUGCUAUUAAGCUACUUGGUGAUAUGUUACUCGAUCGCACGAACUCUGCUGUGAUGGUUCGAUAUGUGAGCUCUGUAGAUAACAUGAGGAUCCUGAUGAAUCUUCUCAGGGAUUCAAACAAGACAAUUAAAUUAGAAACGUUUCAUGUGUUCAAGCUAUUUGUUGCCAAUCAAAAUAAGCCUCCAGAGAUCAUCAGCGUACUUGUUACAAAUAGAAGCAAGCUUCUACGAUUCCUUGGCGAAUUCAACAUAGAAAAAGAGGAUGACCAAUUCGAAGCGGACAAAUUACAAAUCAUCGAAGAGAUUGCCACACUAGAACUCAAGGACCGUCCAGACCAGGAUUCAAAUAAUUUUGAUUCUCCAAGUUAAUUCUAAUUCAGUUAUUUAUUAGCUUAAUUAUUUUAUGAUAUAUGAAUGGAUACUCUUUGGCACCUUGCCUGUUUGUUGGCCUUCAUUAUUUUAUUAAGGAGUUAAAGGGGAUCAGUUUCUGUGUAAAUAAACAGAAUAGCUUGCACAUUUUGUUCAGAAUUCCAGUGUUGUGUUUUUCUAACAGAUGUAUUUAGGUUCUUUCAGCCGUUCUAAUGAAACCGCGAUCCAUUG
Messenger RNA from Rubroshorea leprosula, 1365 nucleotides. Lineage: Eukaryota; Viridiplantae; Streptophyta; Magnoliopsida; Malvales; Dipterocarpaceae. The record is from the annotation of a GenBank genome assembly.